This is a messenger RNA of Spinacia oleracea (spinach), 2359 nucleotides long. Its product is annotated as ABC transporter G family member 14. The transcript has 5 exons. The coding region runs from base 148 to 2067 and encodes 639 amino acids. Gene Ontology annotation, biological process: transmembrane transport. Gene Ontology annotation, molecular function: ABC-type transporter activity; ATP hydrolysis activity; ATP binding. Lineage: Eukaryota; Viridiplantae; Streptophyta; Magnoliopsida; Caryophyllales; Amaranthaceae. The record is from RefSeq and is a predicted model, not a curated record. Gene Ontology annotation, cellular component: plasma membrane.
GCCCCCUUUUUUCACACUCACUCACUAUAUAUACUUACAUCCGUCCCUCUCUUCACUUUGGGCAUCCAACACCAAUCUUCUUUCUCUCUCUCUCUCUUUCUCUUAUUCUCUCUAAAUUUAAAUUAAAGAACACUACAAAAGCUAUAUAUGCCAUUCAACUGCAUAAUAACUCAAAAGCCUAAUAACGGCUGCAAUAACAUUAUAACCACCCUUCAAGAUCUUCCCGCCACCAUGUUGGAGCCCGUUUUCCCUAUCGCGUUAAAGUUUGAGGAGGUGGUGUACAAGGUUAAGUUGCAAGGUGAAAAAUGCAAGGAAAAGACCAUUCUAAAUGGGGUAAGUGGAGUGGUAUGUCCUGGAGAAAUAUUAGCCAUGCUGGGCCCAUCAGGAAGCGGUAAAACCACCCUACUUACCGCUCUCGGUGGAAGGAUUGGUGGAAAGUUACUGAGCGGUAAAAUCACAUACAACGGCCAACCAUUCUCCGGUGUGACUAAGAGACGGACAGGCUUUGUAGCUCAAGACGAUGUCUUAUACCCUCACCUCACUGUAUUUGAGACACUAUUGUUUACUGCUCUUUUAAGGCUACCAAGUUCCCUGGCCCACGAAGUUAAAGUGGGCCAGGUAGAACGCGUGGUAGCUGAGUUGGGCCUAACCCGUGUUAGGAAUAGCAUGAUUGGGGGCCCACUAGUAAGGGGCAUCUCGGGUGGAGAGAAAAAGAGAGUGAGCAUAGGCCAAGAGAUGUUGAUUAACCCAAGCUUGAUGUUGUUAGAUGAACCUACUUCGGGAUUGGAUUCAACCACGGCGUUGAGGAUCAUGACCACCCUCAAGGGCCUUGCUGAGGGUGGACGGACCGUCAUCACCACUAUCCACCAACCGUCUAGCCGUCUUUACCACAUGUUCCACAAGGUGGUUCUUCUAUCCGAGGGCAGGCCUAUUUAUUAUGGGUCUGCCUCCUCCGCUCUGGAAUAUUUCUCCUCUAACGGAUUCUCUACCUCCUUAACAAUUAAUCCCGCCGAUCUCCUCCUCGACCUUGCUAGUGGAAUCGGGCCGGAGUCGAAGCAUGCAAUGGAACAAGGUGAGAACAUGGAGAAAGAGAAGAAACAAGUGAGGGAAGCUCUUAUUUGUGCCUAUGAAAAGAACAUAUCAACAACAUUGAAGGCUGAACUUUGCAAUUUGGAGACGGCUACUAAUUCUUGGAAGAAAGAUGGUUCUAACACAACAAGGAAAGACAUAAGAGGAGAACAAUGGUGCACAAGUUGGUGGCAUCAAUUCAAAGUAUUGCUACAGAGAGGAAUGAAAGAAAGGAGAUUUGAAGCAUUUAAUAGGCUCAGAAUCUUUCAAGUCUUAAGUGUAGCAACACUUGGUGGGCUCCUAUGGUGGCACACCCCAGAAUCCCACAUUGAAGAUAGAGUUGCCUUAAUUUUCUUCUUUUCCGUAUUUUGGGGUUUUUACCCCUUAUACAAUGCGGUUUUCACCUUUCCACAAGAGCGAAGAAUGUUAAUCAAAGAACGCACCUCGGGAAUGUACAAACUCUCUUCAUACUUCUUAGCAAGAACAAUAGGAGAUUUACCCUUGGAGUUAGCCCUGCCAACGGCCUUUGUGUUCAUAAUAUAUUGGAUGGGUGGACUAAAGGCAAACCCAUACAUUUUUAUACUAUCCCUAGUUGUUGUCCUUUACAAUGUCCUUGUUGCACAAAGCCUAGGGCUCGCAAUCGGCGCCAUACUUAUGGACAUCAAACCGGCGACCACCUUGGCCUCGGUUACAACCCUCGUGUUCCUAAUCGCCGGCGGCUACUAUGUUCAACAAAUCCCUCCUUUCAUUGUGUGGCUAAAGUACUUGAGUUAUAGUUACUAUUGUUACAAGUUGCUACUUGGUGUACAAUACCAAGAAAAUGAUACGUACCCUUGCUUAAAGAUGGGAAAAUGGGACUACUGCAGAGUUAUUGAUGUUCCUGCCGUUAAAUCAAUGGGCCUCACUAAUUUGUGGAUGGAUGUUUGUGUGUUGGCACUAAUGUUGAUUGGAUAUAGAGUAAUUGCUUACUUAGCACUUCAACGAAUACGUAUGAGGUAAAAUUUUAUGUAGCGCGGAGAGUAUAUAAUUAAUCGUGUUUUUGGGAAGUAGCACCCUGCCACCCUGCCCAUGAUUUUGCCGGGGUCAUAAGAUUUUAUAUGAAUGGAGUAGUAGUACUUAACUAGUUUUUUUUUUUUUUUUUUUUACUUUAUGAAGUUUCUUCAGUUUUUUGGCUUAAAUUUUACUAGAGAAAUAAUAAUUGUAAUUUAGGCAGGAAUUUCAUAAUUAUGGAGGUAAUUAAGUACCCCAAUUUUAUAUCUAGAGUACUACUACUAUUGCUAACUAAUUAAAA